Striga hermonthica is the source of this 1500-nucleotide messenger RNA. Lineage: Eukaryota; Viridiplantae; Streptophyta; Magnoliopsida; Lamiales; Orobanchaceae. The record is from the annotation of a GenBank genome assembly.
AUGGCCUCGUUCACACAACCUUCGUUCUCUUCUCUCGUUCCCAUAAACAAGAAGAAAACAACACUCUCAUUCUCUGCGUACCCGAAGAAGAACUACUCAACUUUCAAAACUUCCAAAAUCUCAUCCUCCGAUUACGAACAUCCCCUUUCUCUGGAAAAUUCCCCGGAAUCCAAACCUAAUGGAGAAAUUGACCGUGUUAAGCUGGCAUUUGCCAAAGCUAAAGAGUACAAGAAAAACAAGCCGACUUCAAACUCUGUUCCCGAGCCUCAUCGUGAACCAUAUGAUGCCAAACCUACUGAAAUUAGUGGCGACGCUCCGGUGAAUCCCGGGCUACAACCGGGGAAGGAGUAUGAGACAACUAACAGACUUUCAUAUGCAGUUGAAAAUUCUGGCGUGGACUGUGGUCAAUUGAACGAAAAGGAUGAAGAGGUUUCUUCAGUGGUUAAACGUGCUAUGGAGAGAGCAAAAGAGUAUAAGAGGAAUAAAGGUUUUGUGGGUAAUGAUUCUGGGAGAGUUGAGGAAACUGAAGUGACUGCGGCUUCAGGGCUUAUAAGAGGGGCUGAGAGUCCCAGAAAGAUGCAGUCAACCAAGAUUUCUGGUAAGAAGGAAGGCUUGACAGUUUCAAGUAUUGAUUUCAUGGGGCUUGACUUCUCGGAUAAGAAGAGUGGUAGAGGGUUGCCAGCUGGUUUGAUCCCACAGCCAGACCUUUUUCCAGAAAGGGAUUUUCCUGAAGUGGAGAUACUUGUUGGAGAUAUGACAAGGUUUAAUAAUGAUACAUUACCAGCACAAGCACAAAUCCCCAUUCAAGAAAAUGGCGCUGAUGUCUAUAAGCCGAAGGUUUCCACUUGGGGAGUUUUUCCAAGACCAAGCAACAUUUCAAAAACAUUUGGUGGUGGAAGGAAUAUACAACCUGGGGAAGUACUCGAAACGACAGAAGAGAGAGCUGCCAAAGAAGCACGUACAAAGCAGUUGGUAGCUUCCUACAAGAGAAAAAUUGGUCAAAACAUGGAUCCAAAGCUAAAAUCUGAAUGUGAGAAGGUAUUGACAGACGGCGACUCGUUGAUGGACCUCGGUCAACUGAAGGAGGCAUUGCCCUUUUAUGAAAAAGUCAUGGAGAAAUUAGCUUUCCAGAGUGAACUUCAUGGGUUAGCAGCUCUUCAGUGGUCUAUAUGUCUGGACUCACUAAGCAGAUCCAAUGAGGCGCGCGUGAUGUAUGAGAAACUUCAAUCUCACCCCAGCCCGAAAGUGAGCAAGAAGGCUAAACAAUUCGUAUUUGGCUUCCAGGCAAUGGAAAUGAUGAAGUUCAACACCUCGCCCAGUUCUGCUCUCAGCACUGAUUAUCAAGACUAUUUUGAUGCAUUUGUGCAAAGCAAGAAAAAUUAUCCACCAAACGAGGCUGAAUCUAAUGGUGGUGGAUUGAAUGAAGCCUUGCCGUAUAUUAUUUUUCUGGUUUCUCCAAUUUUUGUGGUGUUCCUAAUUGCAGCUUUUAAGUUCGGAUAG